AUGCCUAUAUUCCAUUAUCCGGAAAGAUCUACUACGCCUCCAGACAGACUCGUCAACAGUGAAACCGGAAAUCAGAGGGAUUAUCCAACUGUCUUAAAAUGGAAGAAAGACCAGUUCAAAGAAAUUCACACAGGCGAAUCUUCGCCUCAAAACAGCUCGGCAUAUGAUACUAAAUUCUUGCCACCAAGGCCCAGAAGCCGAGAGGAGCUUAUACAGUCUAUCAAGCGCGGAGAAAGUCCCACAUGGGCGCAUCAGAAUUCAGGAAGAAAACCUACAAACCAAGCGACUCGGUCAAACUUAUCGCUAGAGUUUGAGAAGAAGUAUGACUCGACAUCAGACAUGGACAAUGUCCGGCCUCAUGUAUCCGGAGUUGAUGAGAGAUCUGAGCUAGCGAGUCCAUCCGAAAUUGAGCGUCCACGCUCUGCAUUACAUUCCGGCGACUUCAGGGAGGGUGCUGCUCAAAAUCAGGAAACAAAAUUUCCGGACUUUGGCGGGUAUAAUAGUUCACCACAACCUCCUUCAUUCAAACGAUAUGGCUCUUCGCCGACUACUCCAUGGUUCAAUCAUGUGACCUCUGUGAGGCACACAUCCCGAGACGCUGAAGCAAGCCCGUUGAGCGGGCAGCAUGCCAGAAGUGUACUAGGUGCAAGAUCUCGGGCACCCUCUUUAGGAUCUUUCUCGUCGAGUUACGUCCUUAAAGCCCCGACCAGUCCUCUGGUAAAUCAAGCAAACAAUACCGAUUUAGAUUUCUCGACAAAGCGUGAGUUUACCGAUGAUUUCGCAAAGAGCAUCAAGAAAAGUCGUCGGCGAACGCUGCCGCCAGAGACGUUCAUGCAGCUACGUAACUCGCCACCUAAUCAAUUGCGAAUUUCCAACUUGAGUAGGUCCUUUGCUUCGGCUCACGGCAGCGAAGAUUCCCGCCUUCAGGCCUAUCAGCCACAUCGGUCAUCGUUCUAUAGCCUUCAGCCUGCAUCGUCAUCGCCACAAACGCCCUUUCGGUUACGCAGGCCAUCCCUUGCAUCAGACUCAUCUCCUCGCAUACAUGCAUCAAUGGUUGGCUCAUAUGAAGAGUCCAUCUUGCGUGGCAGAAUGUCAACAACUCCAUCACAACCUCUGGACUUUACCGCACAAAUUGGAGUCUUGGGCAGGGGCAAAUGUAAAUCUAAUCUGAGAUGCCCGCCACAUAUCACUGUACCCUUUCCCGCUGUUUUCUACAGCUAUCCAUCAUCCGGACCUGGCCGUACCAUCUCCGACGACAGUCCUAGCCCUUACGUUGGGUUGAUCGAUCUUCAGAAUGCACAACUUCGCGAUGCUCCCAGCAAGCGAUCUCGUGCGCAAAAAACGCCCACUUAUGACAAUAGUGGUUCAAGCACGCCCAUACCUAGCCCCGACUGCAACGAGCACCAGAGGCGUGAGAAGCGUUCCGUACGUUCCGAAGCAGUGAAGGCUCCUCCGGGAGGCUCUUAUCGCAUUCCCCAACGUGGUCAGCUGCAAAUUGUGAUCAAAAAUCCCAACAAGACAGCCGUCAAACUAUUCUUGGUGCCAUACGAUCUCGACGAUAUGGAAUCCGGCACCAAAACAUUCAUCAGGCAGCGCAGUUACUCUGCAGGUCCUAUCAUCGACAUGCCCUUGACGGCACGAAGGAAUUUAGGGACUGACCGUCCCGAAGCCUCGCUCAAUCCAACAAGUGACCCGAAAGAUAAGCCUACUUUGAGAUAUCUCAUUCAUCUCAACAUCUGCUGCCCAAGUAAGGGUCGCUUUUACCUCUAUUCGACUAUCCGUGUUGUCUUUGCGAAUAGAGUGCCUGACGGGAAAGAGAAAUUGCGAAAUGAGAUUCAGCAUCCGGAGCCUCGAUAUAGUCCUUACAAGCCUUUGAAGGACUCGAAUAACUCUUCUAGCAAUUUAUCAGCGAUCGACAAAGGCCAUUGGAGACGAAGCACUGGUGUUGGUUUCGCCAGCAGUCAGUUCUUCGAUGACAAGCUCUAUCCUGAUGCACCUGCACCCUCGAAUCACAAGCAAGUACAGCCAGUACCAUUCAGGCUCAGCAUCUCCAACGCUCGAGAACCGUCUACAAAUGACGCCGGCCCAUCUUUAUUCUCGAAUAACGAUAUCUGGCGGACAGGAAACUCUUCCACCAAACGUUCACUAUCCGAUGAGAUGUCACUCGAUUCUCCUCUACCACCCAAAUCUGCAGACCUCGGCGACAUUAUCGACGAUGACGCAGAAAUGAACAACGACUGCGAGAAAUAUGGCAAUUACCACCAACUCGCUACCUCUCCUACGAGCUAUUCCAGUGUUGGCGAAAGUCUCUUAGCUCAGAGGCUUAGAGAUUGGAGUUGUAGUAACGAACAAACCUCAGAUUCUCAAUAA
Molecule: messenger RNA, 2370 nt
Organism: Talaromyces amestolkiae
Lineage: Eukaryota; Fungi; Ascomycota; Eurotiomycetes; Eurotiales; Trichocomaceae
Exons: 1
Coding region: 1-2370 (789 amino acids)
Source: RefSeq, a predicted model, not a curated record